GGGACAAAAAUGAUGAUGUGGCAUUUAAUGAAAUUUUUAAUGCCUACACAAGUAUUAGGGAAUGUCCCACUGAAAACCCAAAUUCUAAUCCUUGUAAUUUCCAUGUGUAGGAAACUGGUAUUUUCUUUUAUUGAUGCAUUUGCUCUGGUGGUGGCUUAUUAUACCUAUGUUGGCUAUACAACUAUCAUAGUUCCAAAACCUCUCAUUCCACACGUUGGUCUGGAGUUUUUGGAUCUAGGAUGGGUAUAUUAUUUGUACAUGUGUCUUCUAGCAGUAUUUUGUACCAAUUCUAUUAAUAUUCAUGCUGGUAUAAAUGGUCUUGAAGUUGGGCAGACGGUUGUCAUUGCAUCUGCGAUUCUAAUACAUAAUAUUAUGCGGAUUGGAGCAUCCACGAGCAACGCUGAGUAUCAUCACGCUCAUGUGUUCUCUGUUCAUCUUGUUCAACCUUUUUUGGCUACGUCUUUGUCUUUACUUUCUUACAACUGGUAUCUGUCUUCAGUCUUUGUUGGGGAUACAUAUACAUACUUCGCAGGGAUGACCCUUGUUGUUGUUGGCAUUAUCAGUCACUCCAGUGAAAUACUAAUUUGUUUCUUUGCCCCUCAAAUCAUUAAUUUCGUCAUGUCACUUUGCCAGCUUGUUGGAAUUAUUCCUUGUCCCCGACAUCGUCUUCCAAAAUUUGACCCUCAAACGGGACUGUUAACCGGGACAGAGGAUGGAACACUAGUGAACUUUUGUUUGAGACGGUUUGGAAGGAUGUCUGAACAAUCGCUCUGCAUUGUUUUGAUCUCUCUCCAGGUUAUUGCUUGCGGCUUUGGUUUUUUCUUGUGGUGGCUCCUUGCUGGCUGGUACAAAUAAUAUACUGACCCUAUGAAAACGCCUGAUUCUCUUCGUUUAACCCGCACUCGGAGAUUUUACGCAUUAUUAUAAUACAAAAAACCGAUUCUAAAUAUAUAGUGUAUUAAGCGAACCAGUGUAAUAAAGGCUGAGUUUUUGUUUAACUAGAAAUAUUUUAACACAACCUUUUAGAUAUAUAUUUUAUUAAAGGGUUGCGGACUUGCGGUCAAUUGGGACUUGUUGUAGGAGAUCAAUUAUGCUACCUAGCAAUUAUUGAUGCAUUUUUUUCCUUUUUUUUUUGUUGCCAAAGGAAAUAAUAAAUGACGG
Molecule: messenger RNA, 1161 nt
Organism: Spinacia oleracea (spinach)
Lineage: Eukaryota; Viridiplantae; Streptophyta; Magnoliopsida; Caryophyllales; Amaranthaceae
Exons: 8
Coding region: 10-855 (281 amino acids)
Biological process (GO): dolichol-linked oligosaccharide biosynthetic process
Cellular component (GO): membrane
Molecular function (GO): UDP-N-acetylglucosamine-dolichyl-phosphate N-acetylglucosaminephosphotransferase activity
Source: RefSeq, a predicted model, not a curated record